UCCUGUCCUCUUCUCUUCUGUUCUCCUUCAAAACCCGACGCUCUCUCUUCUGCUCUAUUUUUCUGUGUCGUCGACGUGAAAUCGUAUCACUGUUUCUCUGUGUCGUUUUGUGAGAAAACUUGUCGUUUAUACGAGCAAUGGAUGAGAAUUCAGCUUAUGCUGAUCGAAUUCUCACUGAAGAUCAAAUGUACAAUGAUUAUAACAAUGUAAAGCUAAACGAUGACGGAUGGCAAACGGUUUCGUACCAGAAGAGAAACAGGAAGCAGUCGAAAGUCUCAUCGUUGGAGAAUUUCUCCGGUAAUCAUAGUAAUGGCGUCAGGGCCACCACUCCUGACGUCUUCAGCUCCAUCGAGCAACAUGCGGAGGAUCGCCGCAAGCGACUACUAGAGGCACAGCGAGCAGCCGCCCCCGCCAGUGAAUAUCCUUUCGCUGCAAACGGAUCGAAGCGGCAUUCCGAUGACGACGACGGAGAAAGCGACGGUGAAGCUCCUGCCGGUGAAGAUGGUGGAAUUGCCAACGGGGAUAAAAAGAAGGUGAAGGCUAAGAAACCGAAGAAACCAAAGGUGUCUGUGGCGGAGGCGGCUGAGAAGAUUGAUGCCGGUGAUCUAGGCGCCUUUCUUAUUGAUAUAACAUCGUCGUAUGAGAAUCAGCAGGAUAUACUGCUAAUGCGAUUUGCAGAUUACUUUGGAAAGGCGUUUAGCUCAGUGAGCUCUGCGCAAUUCCCUUGGCUGAAGAACUUCAAGGAAUCCUCAGUUUCAAAGAUGGUUGAUAUUCCUCUCUCUCAUAUUUCUGAAGAUGUUUACAAGAUAGCGGUCGAUUGGCUUGGUCAGCAAUCUCAUGAGGCACUUGGAUCUUUUGUGCUGUGGUCAUUGGAUAGCAUUUUUGCGGACCUUGAAAGUCAUCAAGCAACUUCCAAGGUAUCCAAAAAGCCAAAGCAGCAAUUGCCAUCAAAAUCUCAGGUUGCUAUAUUUGUCGUUUUAGCAAUGGCAUUACGGAGACAACCUGAUGUAUUGAUCAAUUUAUUGCCAAUAAUAAGAGAAAACCCAAAAUAUCAAGGACAAGACAAGCUUCCAGUCACAGUUUGGGUGAUUGCUCAGGCAUCCAAAGGAGAUUUGGUUGUGGGGUUGUACACAUGGAUAUGUGCUCUCUUACCUAUGCUAAGUGGUAACUUGAGCAGUAAGCCACAAUCUGGCGACUUGAUUUUGCAGUUGGUUGAGAGAAUAUUGUCCUUCCCAAAGGCUCGGUCUAUUUUACUAAAUGGGGCUGUUAAAAAGGGAGAACGCUUAGUGCCUCCACCAGCUCUUGAACUUUUGAUGAGAAUCACCUUUCCAGCUCCAUCAGGUCGAGUGAAGGCGACUGAGAGGCUUGAAGCUGUUUAUCCAACUUUAAAAGAAAUUGCCCUUACUGCUUCAUCUGGAAACAAAGCAAUGAAGCAAGUAACUCAGCACAUAUUGAAUUUCACACUCAAAGCUGCCGGAGAUGGUGGUAUACCUGAACUAUCAAAGGAAGCCAGUGAUGUUUUUAUAUGGUGUUUGAUGCAAAACCCUGAAUGUUACAAGCAAUGGGACAUGUUCUAUUCUGAGAGGAUUUGAAGCAAGU
Messenger RNA from Jatropha curcas, 1599 nucleotides. RefSeq lists its product as uncharacterized. The record is from RefSeq and is a predicted model, not a curated record. Gene Ontology annotation, cellular component: Golgi apparatus; endoplasmic reticulum. NCBI's taxonomy places the organism in Eukaryota, Viridiplantae, Streptophyta, Magnoliopsida, Malpighiales, Euphorbiaceae.